Messenger RNA from Pseudocercospora fijiensis CIRAD86, 498 nucleotides. RefSeq lists its product as uncharacterized. The coding region runs from base 1 to 498 and encodes 165 amino acids. The record is from RefSeq and is a predicted model, not a curated record. Lineage: Eukaryota; Fungi; Ascomycota; Dothideomycetes; Mycosphaerellales; Mycosphaerellaceae. Gene Ontology annotation, biological process: proton transmembrane transport. The transcript has 4 exons. Gene Ontology annotation, molecular function: proton-transporting ATPase activity, rotational mechanism. Gene Ontology annotation, cellular component: proton-transporting V-type ATPase, V0 domain.
AUGGACACGGAUCUAUGCCCAGCAUACGCACCCUUCUUCUCCUCCAUGGGCGUCGUAGCCGCAAUCGUCUUCUCCUCCUUCGGCGCGGCCUACGGCACAGCAAAAUCGAGCGUCGGCUGCAUGUCUGCCGGCAUCAUCCAUCCACAUCUCGGAGUUCGUGCCAUCUUACCCACCGUCUUCUCCGGAAUCCUAGCGAUCUAUGGUCUAGUCUGUUCAGUCCUGAUCGCAAACAAAAUCACAACCGUUCUACCACUCUACACGAGUCUGAUAAAUCUCGGAAGUGGACUUGCGGUUGGACUCUGCAGUCUUGCAGCGGGAUUCACGAUUGGCAUCGCUGGUGAUGCCGGAGUUAGAAGUAUUGCGCAGCAGCCGAGACUUUUUGUGAGCAUGGUAUUGAUAUUGAUUUUUGCUGAGGUUCUCGGCCUCUAUGGUAUGAUUGUCGCUCUGAUUCUGGAUACAAGAGCUGGGUUGGGAAGCAAGCUGUGCAAUUCUUCUUAA